UUUUUCCAGUUUAAAUAUGGACUCAUAUUUAGGGAGUUGCUUUUAGGUGAGAUACAUUGUUUUAAUGAUUGCAGAUACAUUUUUGGGCUACUAUUUCUUUAAAUAUGAUCAGGAUACAUAGUAAGAUAACUAGAUGUAAGAUCGGUAAAUUAUAAGCAGUAACACGUCACCAUAAUAUUUAGGUUUAUAAACACCUCCCUGCACAUUAGCUGGCAAACCGCCACACAACUUUUUGCAGAGUCACGGGACAGACGCGCUCCUCCUCCUCUUCCUCCUCCUCCUCCACGGCCCCGGGACUGUGCGCUGCAGGUCGGUUCAUCUCUUCAUCUCCAUCGUCAGCCCGGACUGAGAGAUGUCUGUGAGAGAUGAGCUGGGAGCAUUGGGUGGAUGUCAGAGCAGCCCCGACAUGAUCCACGUUGCCGUUCAAAGUGUCAGUGAGAGCAGAGACUUCACGGUACCAUGCGACUGCACCGUCAGACAGCUGAAGCAGGAUCUCUCAGAUCGUGCGGGGGCCUCAGCAGAGCAGCUCCUGCUGAUCCACUCAGGCCGAGUCCUCAAAGAGUCUCAGAUCCUGAGUCACCUUAAAGGGAAGAGUGAUUCUGUCAGCCUCUGCAUGAUCCGAAGGCCUCAGUGUUCCUCUGCUGCCGCUGACCUGUCCUCGGAGACGAUCCACCAAGAGCUCACAGACGUUCUCGACCCUGGUCAUGACAACCUGACGCCAUCUCCCACCUCUCCCCUCUGCCUGGUGGACAGUCUUGGCCUGGCGACAGGCGAGUCAGGCUUCUUCCCUGCACUCCAGCACCAGAUGGAGAAGCAGCUGUUGGAUAACCCAGAGAUGAUGCGCUGUGUCCUGGGCAGCCCUUUGGUGCAGAGUAUACUCUCUACUUCCAGCCCCCAGAUAACCAGACAGCUCAUUCUGUCCAAUCCUCAAAUCCAGAAGCUCCUAGAGACAAAUCCAGAGGUUGGAGACAUGCUCAACAACACUGACAUCAUCACAGAGGUGCUGGAGCUCGUCCGAAACCCUGACAAGAUAGAGGAAGUGAUGUGUAAUGAAGACAGCGCAAUAGACGAGUUGAAACCCGAGCGAGACAACCCUGAACCCAUCAAUGGGGACUCUGAUGGCCUCCAGAAGACUGAAGCAAAAAUACAGGAACAUGAUCUCAAUCUAUCACAGACAGGAGGACCCCAAGGGGUGACUAUCUCAUCUGGGAAACAACAGGCCCCCAAAGGAGAAAGAAACCAGAGGCCGCCGUUCUCCAGUCACUCCACAGAUCCUCUCAGAAAACUGACUGCCACACCCACAGCUGACCCAAACCCGCAGAGCACUGUCACUGCAGGCAUGCAGUCCCUGCUGGAGGAGAUCACGGCCAGUCCUGGCCUGAUGGAGAGUCUUCUCUCUGGGCCGUACGUCAGCAGCCUUCUGAACUGCCUCAGCCAAAACCAGGAUCUGGCUGCACAGAUGCUGCUGAGCCACCCAUUGUUCUCAGGGAAUCCUGAGCUGCAGCAGCAGAUGAGACAGCAGCUCCCUCUAUUCCUGCAACAGAUGCAGAGUCCGGAGCUGCUGUCGGCCAUGUUGAACCCCAGAGCCAUGGAGGCUCUGCUACAGAUCCAGCAGGGACUACAAACUCUGGCUGAAGAAGCUCCCGCCCUCAUACCUGUGGCUGGACUGGGAAACACUGGAGCCAGUGCUGAUGUUGCCCCUGAGCUCGAGUCCAACUCUUUCCUGAACAGCCACUCAGGAAAUCGUCCUCAGGUUGCCACGGUGACAGAGCAGCAGCAGCAGUUUGUGCAACAGAUGCUGCAGGCGCUGGCUGAUAAUGGGGUCCAUCGUGAGGAGGCGGAGCUCCAAGAGGAGCUGGAUCACCUGAGCUCGAUGGGCUUCAGAGACAAGCAGGCGAACCUUCAGGCCCUCAUCAGCACAGGAGGAGACCUCAGCACGGCCAUACAACAUCUGCUCGGCCUCUGACACGCACUCAAACACACAUGCACGCACAUUGAUCUUUGUGGACCACACUGUGGAUUCAGGGUAUACACAUGUUCUGACAUUUGCAUAUAAGCACUAAAACAUAAUGAUACACCUACAGGUAACAACAUUUAAAAAACUGCUUUGCGAAAGGUAAACAGGAAAGCCAUGAUUAUAUUCCUGUAAUGCCAUAGUUUUAUUCAUUCGUAAAUUUCCAUACUAACCUGUCUGCUGUAGUAAACUGCUGAAUUGUCAGUCCUGGUAUAAAAGUCACACUGCUCUACUAUUAACAGUCUAGGAUGGGGGGUGCAGUUCACUGACCAGAUGGAAAAGCCCCAUGUGACAAUUUUGUGCUUUUGGGCUAUAUACAUGUAUAUAAAAUACAUAAAAAACAAAUAAAAACAGGCUUUAUUUAGUUGUUAUAAGACUUAAAAUGUUUGUCCUUCCAGACUCAACACUUUAGGUUUAUAUAGAAGUGAAACAAGGAUACAAUCACUUUAAUCCGGUCAGUGACGUGCACUGGUGCAGAUCAGUACAGCUACUUAAAUCCUCACCUACUUGAGUCUUGUAGCAGUUGCAUUAAUAUUCAGAGGUAGUUCAUGUAAUAUUAAUCUCUGUGUAGACACAGUGUGACGUUCCAGCCUCUUUUCAUCUUGCCACCUGGACAGAGUCUAAUGAAAACUUUUAACACCCAGAGGACGUCCGAUGUCCUGGACGCUGGCGGAGGAUUCACUCUCACAGUCUCGGUCAACAGACGGAACAAGGAGCAUCGUCUGUUGUUGCUGCUUUUCUUCUUGUCUAUCUUGUUCACCACAGGCUGUACAGUGGCCACUUGCAGCAGAUGAUUCAUCAAGUUUGUCUCCAAAGGCAAAAGCUUGAAAGAUGUGUUCAAAAUGGAAAGCUUAACUCUAUGCUCGAAUGUCAAUGUAUAUCUUGACGCGGUACAGACACAGAAACUCAGAUUUGCUCAGCUAAUCCUCUCAACACUCUCUCAGGAGAAAACGAGGCAAGAAAAAUGGUUUCCUUUGCUUAGGUGAGUCAUUUCUUAAAAAACGCUCUUUGCCUAACAUCUUUCAAGACAGUGACCAGUAUCAAUGUUUGGUGUCUUAAUGUUCUUUUCCUAAACUUAGCUGAAAUUCACCUUAUUACAGUAGUGUGUCAUAUGGACUGGGUUUAUUUGGGGUUCCUUUUCAUAAAUUUUACAACUGAGCAGCAUACUCACCCCUCAUCUGUGGAUGUGAUACACAAUCAGUAAAAAGUGUUGAAUGUGCCCUUACUUCGUUGUCUUUUUGAACUUCCCUGUCUGAAUCUGUCAACGCAAUCAUUUUCUCUAACAAUGUAAAUAUGCAGUUUGAUGAGUUUUAUUAAUCAGCGCCCCAUGUGGCUAUAACUCGACUUUUAAUCUAACAGCCAGCUGAUGAUCCACUUCCAUUCAUAUAAAACAGACACAAUGAAGAAAUCCUCAUUUAAAAACCUAUAAUGUUGUAUCCAGAGUUGGUGUAAAGGUCAACAGCGUCACCCGACAGUCUUACUAAAGACAAUGGAGUCGAAAACCAACACGUCUGCCAUCUUGACUGAUAAAAACGCAGUCAUUUAUAAAACACUGAUAAAUUAUGACUAGUGUAAUAUCAAUUAUUUUAUGCCCUUCAAUGAAAACCCCUCAAAUCAGACACUUAUGUAUUUUACAAUGAUUUACUAUUCAAGCCUGAACAUUAUUUCUAUAAGCACCAGGGGGCACUGGACUUCAGUAAUAGUUGUUCUGAUUUGUAUGGUUGGAAUUAUGAAGCUACAAAACAUAAUCGUUCUAAUCUGAAACAAAUCUCAUCUAUGGCUGUGUAAAGGGUGCAGUUUAUAAUUACUUAAAUUAACUUUACAUACUUGUGAUGUUAAAACUAACAUCACAAGUAUUAACUCAUAUUCACUGGUGAUAUUAUAAUAAUAAAAAAAAGAUGCGU
Messenger RNA from Pleuronectes platessa (European plaice), 3918 nucleotides. Its product is annotated as ubiquilin-1. The record is from RefSeq and is a predicted model, not a curated record. Gene Ontology annotation, biological process: ubiquitin-dependent protein catabolic process. Bases 353 to 1966 code for a protein of 537 amino acids. Lineage: Eukaryota; Metazoa; Chordata; Actinopteri; Pleuronectiformes; Pleuronectidae. The transcript is spliced from 11 exons. Gene Ontology annotation, molecular function: polyubiquitin modification-dependent protein binding. Gene Ontology annotation, cellular component: cytosol.